AUGGAAAUUUUAGGAAUUCCAGAGGAUGUUUGCGAGAGCGAAGAGGCAGUGUUAAAAAUUGCUCAAGUGUUAAAUGUUGAUGUAAAAGCUGAAGAUAUUCAUGUCUGCCACCGAGUUAAAAGAAAAAACUUGAAUCCUAUCAUAGCAAGGAUUGUCAGCCACAGGGUUAAGAGAGCACUCUACAAGAAAAGAGUACGACUGAAGAAUGUACAGUUGUCAGAGUUAUUUCCAAGUGCCUCUGUGCCAGCUAGAGUGGCCUCGGAACGCAUCUUUAUAAAUGAAAAUCCAACAGCAUUUCGCCGAAGAUUGGUGAAAAAGGUGACAGAUAAGAAGAAUGACUGA
Molecule: messenger RNA, 342 nt
Organism: Porites lobata
Lineage: Eukaryota; Metazoa; Cnidaria; Anthozoa; Scleractinia; Poritidae
Source: the annotation of a GenBank genome assembly